AUGCAACUGAGGGGAGUAUCUGUGCCGGCCAUCGCUAGCACAGAAGAAUAUUUUUGUUUACCAUCGGGAUUCUUACUGAUAAGAGCGAUGUCGUGCCAAGAUAUUAAGCUGGAAGUUUGCGUUGACUCUAUUAGGAGCGCCUUUGCGGCCGAAGAUGGUGGUGCUGCCAGGAUAGAGCUGUGCUCCGCCCUGGGAGAAGGUGGCCUGACUCCCAGCGUUGGCACUCUCAAGGUUCUUAAGGAUUCGUUUACUCUGCCUAUUUUCUGCAUGCUGCGGCCCCGGAGAGGAACAGACUUUGUCUAUGACGAUAAAGAGCUAAGUGCCGUGCUGACGGACAUGGAUCUUCUGAGAGCGAACGGUGCUGAUGGCUUCGUCUUUGGAUCACUAAACCCUGAUCGAUCCAUCAAUGUGGACCACUGCCGGCAGGUAAUGCUGCACUCGGAUGGCUUACCCGUGACAUUUCAUCGAGCCUUCGACCUCACAGACCAGAAAUUUAUGCACGAGAACGUUCAGCUGCUCAAGGAGCUCGGUUUCAAGCGAAUACUGAGCAGCGGGUUUCGUCCUUCGGCCGCCGCGGGGGCUGAUUUCCUAGCGCAGAUGAUUGCCAAGCAUCACCGCGAAAUAAUUAUCAUGCCCGGAGCCGGCAUCAAGGUGCCGAAUCUCGAAGAAAUUCUCACAACUACGCGGUGCCGCGAGUUCCACGCCUCAGCCAUGGACACAGCCAGCGAGGACUAUGUAGCGCCCACAACCACUCGAAUGGAGUGUGACGUGACGAUGGGAAAGCAGGAUAUUGAUCCAUACUACGGAACCAAUCCGAACGUAGUGCGGAAAAUGGUGACCAUAGCUAGUGCCAUGAGCUGCUGAUUGUUUAAGAAUU
Molecule: messenger RNA, 877 nt
Organism: Drosophila bipectinata
Lineage: Eukaryota; Metazoa; Arthropoda; Insecta; Diptera; Drosophilidae
Source: RefSeq, a predicted model, not a curated record